Molecule: messenger RNA, 469 nt
Organism: Myodes glareolus (Bank vole)
Lineage: Eukaryota; Metazoa; Chordata; Mammalia; Rodentia; Cricetidae
Source: RefSeq, a predicted model, not a curated record
AUGAGGAGGCAGCCUCCUGACAGUCAAUCCCAGGCCGCUGCAACAGAAGGGAGAAUGAAGACUCAGGCACUGUGGCAGUGUCCAAGAGCAUUUCAAAAGGGAAGAAAGAGCUGCCAGGAACAGGCUGGAGUCGGUCCUCUCUUGGUCAAACUACAGCUCCAAGCAGAAGAGAGAGGGGUUGUGUCGAUCAAGGGAGUGUGUGCAAACCGGUACCUUGCUAUGAAGGAAGAUGGACGGCUGCUGGCUUCUAAGUGCGUUACAGAAGAGUGUUUCUUUUUUGAACGACUGGAAUCUAAUAACUACAAUACUUACCGGUCAAGGAAAUACUCCGGUUGGUAUGUGGCACUGAAACGAACUGGGCAGUAUAAACUCGGAUCCAAAACGGGACCUGGGCAGAAGGCCAUACUGUUUCUCCCGAUGUCUGCUAAAAGCUGAUUCACUUUAGAAACUGUUAACGAGAGACACGAAU